AGUCUAGGCUGCUCUCCGCUGUCGCUCCCGGGCCGCGGGAUGACACCGCCUCCGCCCCGAUGCGCCGCCCUCGGCGCCCCGCGCGCCCGCGUCCCCGGUCCGCUAGCUCGGUCCGGGUUCCCGCUGCGGCUGCUGCUGCUACUGGUCUGGACGGCCGCCACCACCCAAGGCCACCCGAGGAGCGGACCCCGCAUCUCGGCUGUCUGGAAAGGUGGCUUCCUCUUUGAAGGGCUCUCUGAUGAUGAGGACGUCUUUCACCCUAGUGCCAGGUCCACGCCCUCUAGCAGCACACCCAGCUCCCGCCCAGCCUCCCUGGGCUACAGUGGAGCUGCUGGACCCCGGCCCAUCACCCAGAGUGAGCUGGCCACCGCCUUGGCCCUGGCCAGCACUCCGGAGAGCAGCUCUCACACGCCAACCCCUGGCACCCAGCCUUCUCCUUUUCACAGUGUGAGGCCCUACCAUGCAAGAAAGAAGCCCCAACAGGGGCUGGAAGUUCCAAGAUAAGAAGGUCCAGCAGGGUUGGUUUCUGGUAUGAUGAAAGUCGUCCUCAUCAUCAGAGAGCCCUUCAAAGAGGAAGCCACCCGGAGGAGGGAGAGCAGAUUUCCAGAGGAAGAACAGAAAGACACAGGCGUAGCUCCAGAAUCUUGGCUCACAUACUCUCCAAAUUCAUAUUUUCAACUCCCUUUGGUUCUAACUGAGAGUUCCCGAGGAAUGCCCUCUGCCAGCGCUACACAUGGCUGCUGAGUAAAGCAAAUCUCUAGGCUAUUGCAGGCUCCUGAGGGGGCCUGCAUUACCCCUCCUCCAGCUCACCUGGCACUUCCCUGUACCAGUUGGAGGGCAUGCUCCUGGAGGAGAAGUCAGCCCCCUGCCGUGCGGCUCUGGACUGAAGGCAAACUAGGAGCCACUUAGCCUGGUUCUGGCCCCACCACUCACUCGCCUCAGCGUUCCAGCCCUCUCCACCAUGCCAGCUCACACAUACACUCUCACAUAUCUCCAGACCCACACGCUCCCCGCGGGGACAGCCUGGGACAUAGAGCCACGCUCUGCCUGCCACACAGCGCCACCUACGUUUCCAGACAGCAGAGAUGCGGGGUCGCUUCUCAGGUGGCCUCAGUGGUGAUGGCAGCCCAGAGGUGCAGCAGCAGCCACGGCAGGAGCUCCAAUCAAGCCGUCGGGCUGGGAUAUAGCGGAGCUGGGCUCUGAGUGAGACGCAUCCUGGCGAAGACAGUGUUAUCCCGCAGCCCAGCAGUGACAGUGGCGAGCAGCCUAGACUGAGCCAGCAACUGCUGGCUGGUCCCAGCAGAAGGAGGCGGAGUCAAUUUAAUAAAUAUGCAAGACAUUAUGCCAGGAGCUGUGGAAAUGUAAAAUGAAGUACACACAAGAAGUUCAUAGUCUGGGAGGGGACGUGUCUGUGCAUUAAUUAUUCCAUGAAUUUUUUUUUUUUUUUUUUGGUGGGGAAGAUUUGCUCUGGGCUAACAUCUGUGCCAGUCUUCCUCUAUUUUGUGUAUGGGACACCAUCACAGCAUGGCUUGACAAAUAGGGUAGGUCCAUGCCUGGGAUCUGAACAACAAUCCCAGCACCUAAGCAGAGCAGGUGGGGCUUAACCACUAUGCCAGGGGGCCGGCCCCUCCAAGAAUAAUUUUAGAUAUAAAAUAUGAAAUUUACCCUUUUCUGUGCCACUAAAGCACCCUGUGCUUCUCUCAAUUAUUGUAUGUGUUUCCCUAUAUUGUCAUUAACUUCAUUUUCUUUCUCCCACACAGUGGUAGAUUGUGUUGGUGGCCCAAGUCCUCACCCUCCCUGUAUCCAUGCCAUUGUCUAACUUUUCAGUGCCCAUCCUCCGUGAGUGGAGUAACCUGCCCCGCCCCUUGAGUCUAGCUUGGCCAUGUGACUUGCUUUGGCCAAUGGAAUGUUAGCAGAUAUGGUGGAAGCAGAGGCUUGAAAUGGACUUGAGCUUUGGGAGCUACCGCUUUGCACUUCUGCCAUCACCAUGAGAUCAGGCCUGGACUGGCCUGCUGGAGGAUGACAGACACAUGCUACUGAGCUGAGUCUUCUGAAUUGCUCCCGCCUAAGCCAGCCUAGGUUCUCUGCCUGUCAGACAACCUACAGACAUAUGAGCAAGCCCAGCCAAGAAAAGUAUACGAGUUAUAACUGUACAACUUGAUGAAUUUUCACAAAGUGAACACAUCUGUUUAAUCACUGCCCAGAUCGAGAACAAGAAUAUUAACAACACCUUUGCAGCACCUCUCAUGCCCCUUCCCGGUCAUUACCCACCUCCUCCUCCAAAGGUACCUAUUAUCUUGACUUCUAGCAUCAUGGAUUCGUUUUUACCUGCUCUUGAACUUCUAAAUGGAAUGAUGCCACAUAUAGUCUUUUGUGUCUGGCUUCUUUCAUUCAACAUUAUGCUAAGGAGAUUCUUCCA
This is a messenger RNA of Equus caballus (horse), 2419 nucleotides long. RefSeq names its product ubiquitin-like protein 7. The record is from RefSeq and is a predicted model, not a curated record. Lineage: Eukaryota; Metazoa; Chordata; Mammalia; Perissodactyla; Equidae.